AUGCCAUCGAUCAGAUUUCUCCCCGUAGAAUGGCAUUCCGUUAUCCACACUCGAGAUGACGCCGUUAAGCGGCAAUUGGAGGCUAUCACUCUCCCAUCUGUGCCCAUCCUACGUAAUAAUGACCUUACCUUUAUAAUACGCUACCCUGGCCGCGCAGGUUCUAUGACCAACGACUGCAUUUCCGAUGUUUUAUUCUACCAAGGCUCUGAGUACCAGUAUAAAAUUAGAGAAGAAGUUGUACAGAACAUCAAUAAUACGAUACCUGCCAGAGAGCGUCUAAGCUUCGGUCCUCAUUGUCGUGUAGCUUGUCUAUUCUUGAUCGGCUCUCCUGUGGCGCUCUUCCUCACCUGCCGAGGUUCCUGUGCUAAUAUCAUACCAGAACACAUCUGUGAUCGUAUGUUCAACGUCUUCAACCCAACGGACCCCGUGGCGUACCGCAUAGAGCCCCUCUUGAGCCUCCGGUUGAAGGACGCUCCUCCGGAGCAUGUGCCUGAUUAUGGUGGAGGAGGUGGUGUGAGAGCCCAUGUACAGUUGAAGGGGGUCAUGAAGGCCUUGGCAGACUCCGCCUAUGACGUUGCCACCAAGGAUGGUGGUAUAAAGAAAGCGUUUAUAGCUCCGAUGAAGUCUUUGCUUGGGCUGGAUGCGGAUGAGAUAGCGAGUCUCCAGACAGCAAUUGAAAGCAUCAAAACGAUCAAUGGUGGAGAGCGUAUCGACUGGGAGCUUCAGGAGACCUUGAUUGAAUCUGCUAACGAUUACGUCACAGCUGUUGUUAGCCACAAUCGCUACUUCAAUCACGUGGAUUUCGCUGCCUUCGUGAAGGACAAGCUGACGAACAGCUCCUCAUCGUCUGCGGCGUAA
Perkinsus marinus ATCC 50983 is the source of this 858-nucleotide messenger RNA. RefSeq lists its product as hypothetical. Gene Ontology annotation, cellular component: cytoplasm. The record is from RefSeq and is a predicted model, not a curated record. Gene Ontology annotation, molecular function: glycerophospholipase activity; metal ion binding. The coding region runs from base 1 to 858 and encodes 285 amino acids. The transcript is spliced from 6 exons. Lineage: Eukaryota; Perkinsozoa; Perkinsida; Perkinsidae.